This is a messenger RNA of Paramecium sonneborni, 1067 nucleotides long. The record is from the annotation of a GenBank genome assembly. Lineage: Eukaryota; Ciliophora; Oligohymenophorea; Peniculida; Parameciidae.
UUAUUUCAUUUAAAUAUAAAUGGAUUCUAAUUAUGUAUUAAAAGGAGAUGAAUUUAUGAUGAAAGGAGAUAAAGCCCUGAAAGGUAAACAUUAAUAUUAAAAUAAGGUUCUGCUUUUGGAAAUAUUUUUGGAUCAAAAGGAGAAAGAGCAGAAAAAGCACUUGAAUUAUAUAAGUCUGCAGCAACACAAUAUAAAUUAGGAAAGAAAUGGGAAAAAGCAUCAGAAGCUUAUUAAAGAUGUAUAACUUGUGAUCAAACAUUAAAAUCAGGAGAGACUGGAGAUUUUUAUGUUGAAUCAGCCAAAGCAAUUAGUAAUGUAAAUAAAGCAGGUAUACUGAUAUAAUAUUGAGUAUAGAAUCAAUAUAAUUUUAUGAAAAAGCAAUAGAACAUUAUGCUAGUGAGAAUAGAUUAGACAAUGCAUCAAGAUACAAAAAAGAAAUUGCUUAAAUUUAUGAGUCAGAGUUUGAAUUCCAUCUAGCAGUUAAAGCUUAUUAAGAAGCUGCUGAUUUUUUUUAGGCAGAUGGUAAAAGAACAUCUGAAUAUAAUUAAAUGAGAUUAAAAGUUGCAGAAUUAUCAACAUUGAAUGCAUCUGGUGAUUUAAUUGCAGCAAUCAAAGUUUUCAUUUAAUAAAUCUAUUAGAUUUUUGAAGAUAUUGGUGAUAAAUACAUGGAAAAUAAAUUAACAGCUCCAAGUGCUAAAGAACUCUACUUUAAAUCAUGUUUACUUUAUUUAUGCAAUAAUGUAUAAUUUUUAAAAUACAAUUUAAAUAGGAUUCAGUAGGAUGUGGAAUUGCUCUAGAAAGAUACUUAGAUAAAGAUCCUAGUUUUGCUUCAGCAAGAUAAUAUAAAUUUGUUGUUAAUUUAAUUAAAGCUGUUGAUAACAAUAAUGUUCAAAUGUUUUCAGAUGAAUGGUAUUAUAUUUUAUUUUAAUUCAGUUUUGAAUUUAACAAAAUCAUACCUUUAGAUAAAUGGAAAUUAAAUGUCUUAAAUAAGAUUAAAGAAAGUAUGCAGCCACUUCAAUAAGUUGAGGAUGGAGGUUUUAGAUGAUAAAUAAAAUUAAAAUAAUAUU